Molecule: messenger RNA, 1782 nt
Organism: Ambispora gerdemannii
Lineage: Eukaryota; Fungi; Glomeromycota; Glomeromycetes; Archaeosporales; Ambisporaceae
Source: the annotation of a GenBank genome assembly
AUGUCAAUGGAUUACGAUCAUUGGUUAAAUAUUCUCCCUUACAUCUAUACUUUUUCUUUCAACAAUAAUAAUAGCUGGUGCGAACAUAAAAACUACAAGGUCAUUUUUGAUGCACUAAAUGCGGAUGUAAUCUGUCUUCAAGAAACAAAACUCACACCAGAUAAACUAGACUCGUCAGUUGCUUUAAUAGACGACUACGAUGCAUAUUUCUCAAUGACACAAAACAAAACAGGAUAUUCUGGGGUUGCCACCUAUGUCAAAACGGGUAGUGUAGUAGGACCAUUUGCAGCUGGAGAAGGAAUUUCUGGAGUUCUUUGUCAGAAUCGACAAACGACGCGAAACAAUGAAGAACAACAACGGCAAGAGAUAAUAGGAGGUCACUUUCUAACAGAAUUUUCUAACAAUGAUUUGUUGGAUCUUGACGCAGAAGGAAGAUGCGUCAUCCUCGAUUUCGGAUUGUUUGUGCUGCUUAAUGUGUAUUGUCCGCAUGAGUCUAACACUAAACGAUUACCUUUCAUACUGGAUUUCUAUGAAGUGUUGCAAUUGCGCGUCGAGGCACUAAUUAAAGCUGGAAAGAAUGUUAUUGUGGUUGGUGAUAUUAAUGUUACCCACAUGGAGAUUGAUCAUUGUGACCCGCAAAGAUCUGUGAAAGAGCAUGGGUUGAAAUCGUUUACUGAUCAUCCGGCGCGAAAGUGGUUUGAUGGUUUUUUGAUGCCAAAAGGGCCAAUGUUUCAUCCGAAUGAAGAAAAAAUGUAUACGUGUUGGAAUACUGUAAUUGAUGCGAGGCCUGUAAAUUAUGGAACCCGCCUUGAUUACGUACUAUCAAGCGAGGGACUACUAUCCUGGAUCAAACUAUGUGACAUUCAACCACACAUAAUGGGAUCCGAUCAUUGUCCGGUGAUAGUUGAAUUAUUUGAAGAGAUUAAAGUUGGUGAACUGACAAUUAAACUACUGGGCGAAAUGGAAAGACUGGCAACUAAUAAGAGAACUGAAACACCUGAUCUUUGUGCAAGGUUUUUGCCUCAGUUCUCGGGAAAUCAGCUUACGCUUCAGAAUUAUUUUCAGAGAACAACUGACUUGAAUAACAAAUUGGAGAAUCCUAAAGACUUGAAUAUUAGUUUGGAUUCUGCAGGACGUGAAAAGGCGAUUUCGUCAUCACCAUUAUCAUCACCACGUAAGUUCGUCGUUAAUAAAAGUGGACCAUCAAAAAAAUCAAAGUUUAGUAAUAGCAGCAACAUGACAAAAUCCAAAAAACAACAAGAUAAUGGACAACGUACCCUAGCUUCCUUUUUCAAGAGUGCUUCGUCGUCUUCAGAAGAUUCUGUUCUUCCGUAUGUUGAGACAGAUCAAAAAAUCGGCACAGAUCCAAAUACAGAAAUUCAAAAUCCCUCAGAACUCUACGAAGCAACAGUUAUCGAUGCUGUGACAUCUGAAAAACAAGACACAACGGCGACGAAUACUGAAAGAGAAGAAUCAUCAAGAACAUUAACACAAAAUUCACAAGUGCAGUCUCAAUGGAUGGCGCUAUUCACUCCGCCUCCUAUACCGAAAUGCAUUGUUCAUGGAGAAAAGUGUAAAGAAUAUCGAGUGAAUAAGUCUGGACCAAAUCAUGGACGAAAGUUUUACAUGUGUUCAAGACCAGUGGGUACUUCACCAGAAGACCGUUGUAACUUUUUCGAAUGGGCAAAAACAGGCAAAUCAUCAUCAAAGAGAACAAGUAACGAAGAAAUCAACGACGUCAACAAGUCAAAGAAAUCGCUGAAAAAACAGAAAAUAGAAUAA